AUGUCGAGGGGCACGAGCAUUAGGGCUCUGCUGCUCCCGGCUCUGAUAUAUGGCCUUCUGUGCCCCAAACUGGCCGGAUCGGAAAACAUUCUGGCCAUCUUCUCGUACACAUAUGACUCACCCUACCUGCUUAUUGUUCCCUAUCUAAGGAGACUCUUGGAACGCGGUCACCAACUUACUGUGAUUUCAUCGGUCACCGAAAUGCCCCACAUAGAAGGGGUUUAUCACAUUCGCGUGACCAAAUUGGAUAUGCUAAAGCAAGAACAUGUGGAUUUCGACUACGAAGACUUUGCGUUAAGCAAAUGGAAUGAGGCACAACUUGUGUCCGAAUACUUUUUUAAAUGUUCGAAAUUUGUCCUAGAGGAUCCUGGAGUGCAGGAGCUGCUCCACAACUCGAGUGCCCAGUUUUCGGCGAUAAUUUUGCAGGCCACCCACACGGAUGCUCUCCUUGGAUUUUCACAGCACUUUAAUGCACCGCUGCUGGGAAUUGCUGCCUACGGAUCGGCAUGGAAUAUUGACUUCCUGGUGGGGAACUCGGCACCGAGUGUCUACGAACCCAUAUUUGCUUUGGGUUAUUCACCUGGUCAUAGUCUGAUGGAGAAGUGGCACAAUCUAAUCUUUAUUACCGAAGAAAGACUAAUGGAGAGAUUUAUUUACCUGCCAAGCCAAGUAGAUCUCUACAAGCAAUACUUUCCCGGAGUAUCGGCUAGUAUUCAUGAUCUCCGUCGGAGAUUCGCGUUGAUCCUUAUUAAUCAGCACUUUAGUAUGGGUCGAGUGAGGAGUAAUGUACCCAAUAUUGUGGAAGUUGCAGGAAUGCACUUGGAUGAGCCACCAGUUCCCUUGGAUGAUGAGCUGAAAAAAAUACUGGAUGAAGCAAAACAUGGAGUUAUAUAUUUUUCCAUGGGAUUGCAAGUCCUGGACAAAUGGCUGCCACCGGGAAUGCUUGAAACGAUGUUAGAAGCCUUCGGACAAUUGGAACAGCAAGUGCUUUGGAAAAGCAACAAUCCGGCAAUGGCUAAGAAUUUUAAGAAUGUCUUCGCGAGAAAAUGGCUUCCGCAGCGGGAGAUCCUAAACCAUCCCAAUACAAAGAUAUUCAUAACCCAUGUUGGACUUCUGAGCAUUAUUGAAUCUAUUCACUAUGCUGUUCCACAGUUAUGUCUGCCAUUAUUUUACGAUCAGUUUCAGAACACCAAGCGAAUGGAGCAGUUGGGAGUGGCCAGAAGUCUGGACAUAAUGAAGCUCACUCGCGAUGAAAUUGUCGAAGUGGUUAAGGAAAUGCUUUCGAAUUCCAGUUACAAGCUAAAUGCAAUAAAUUUGAACAAACGAUUUCAUGACCAACCAAUGUCGCCUAUCGACACCGCGAUUUGGUGGACAGAAUAUGUCCUGCGGCACAAAGGAGCAGAUCACAUGCGAAUCGCCGAACAGGAAAUGUCCCUUAUUCAAUACUACAACAUAGAUAUGGUUUCGGUGCUUUUUGGCAGAAUCGGACUGAGUGCCGUUAUUGUGAUCUUUUUGGGUUGGAAACUGGUCUCACUAGCUACAAGAAACGUUGAGUACCGACUGAGUGUGCAUAUGGUUAGAAUAACCUAAGAUAUUCAUGUGUAAAUUUGAAAUAGGUAGCCUUUUGGAAAUGUAAGUAAGAUUUAUUUAGUUUUAAGUAGUGUAUAUAAUAAUCAUAAGGUGCUCUUUGACUAAGUGUUCUAACUAUUAUAAAAAGCGAAGUAUAUAUAAAAAUAAAAUUUAGGUAUAGCGAGUCACUAAGCGAGUUAACAGUUUAUAAUCUAAAUUUUUUACACACUUAUACGCCUUGCUUAUUAUCACGUUUUGGAGUAAAAACAAAAGUGUAUUGUAAGUGUUGUAGUGAUAAUGAUAAUGCGUUAUCUUAUCAGUUCGUUUAACCACCGUGGAGCCCCAAAUAAAAUAUUUUACGUAAAUUCUCAUAAAGAUUUAAUUACUAUUUCAUAGGCUAUCAAGAUAACUAGAGGUCGUUUAUUUUUAUCUUUUUUCAUGUAUAAAA
Drosophila ficusphila is the source of this 2017-nucleotide messenger RNA. RefSeq names its product UDP-glycosyltransferase UGT4-like. The coding region runs from base 1 to 1590 and encodes 529 amino acids. Gene Ontology annotation, molecular function: UDP-glycosyltransferase activity. The record is from RefSeq and is a predicted model, not a curated record. NCBI's taxonomy places the organism in Eukaryota, Metazoa, Arthropoda, Insecta, Diptera, Drosophilidae. The transcript has 2 exons.